UCGUUCGAUCGCUGUCAUUCAUUACCUUACAACGGUGAAAUCCUUCAUCCUUGUGUUUAAAUUAUUUUGAAAAUAAUUAAUUUUUUUUUCUAUUUACGAGAAUAAAAAUCAAUCUACGUUAUUAAACAACCAAGUGUACCCGUUUGUCUAAAUCAGAACUUUAUUAGACAUGGCAAAAGUCGACCUGUAUGAUGCGUGCAUUAAGUGUUUUGGGUGUUCUCAAGGUCAUCUAAACUUACACAAAAUACAACAUGAGAUAUCCGAUAUAGUUUGGGAAGAUCAAAGUUUCACAGUCGACUCACACAGAGGAGCCACAAGAAAACUCAAUGUGAACUACCAACCACACCAGAAAGAGCUGUACAGCGAUGUCGAGACUACUAAGGAGUCUGAAAUUAUCACAAGUGUCAACAUAGCCACUGGUGUUGUCAUAGGCACCAACAGGAAGAUGAGACUCUCACUGGUAGACGCCCCUGAGCCCGUCAGAAACGCCAUCGGAAUGUUUCUAGACAUCGACCCCAGCAAACAGUAUUCAGAGAAAUCAGACACGAUUAAAGUGACCCUGGGUAGCGCCCAUAAGAUGACGUCACCUAACGGUGUAGGUACAAGCGCUCAAGCUACAGUGACAGUGAAAGAAGACAGAUACAGUUGUAAUUUCUCCUGCACGAUAAAAUUGUCAGGAGAUGCUAUAUGUAAUCGCAACGGUGGAUCGGAACAGCAAGAUAUUGCACAGAUCUUUUCGGAUUUGAAAGAAAAAAGUCCCAAAGAAUAUUCGCAUAUUACCGUCAAUACGGAAACCCAAAUCCAAGGUGAAAAACCUGUCUCUGUAAGCUUCACCAUGUCUGGACAGUGUCAGUUUAGUGGACAGUUUGAGCAGACGAUUGAUUGGAAUUAAACACGUUUUGGUUGAAUUCCUGAAAUAACAGCAACUCAAGCAUCAGGAAAUACUCGAACAUUCCAAAGUCAAAACUGAGAUUAUUGUUUGAUAUAUGAAAUUAUCUAUUACAUCAUUCAGGAAAAAUAAAAUCCCGGAUUGUUAUAUUUUUUUCGGAAAUAGGUGCUAUACCGAACGAUUUUUUUUUUGUUUUUUUUUUUGUUUUUAUUUCACAUUCAGAUCAUUAAGUAAGAAUUUUGUACAAAGCCCCUUUUUUAUAUCUGUAGAAACUGUUUAAUGUACAGCUGAUUGUUGAAUUAGACUUUUGUGUAUUUUUUUUUUUUUUUUUUUCUUUGUAUAGUUUACAUAUAGUAUACAUUUUACAUAUCUUUUACCCUGCAAGAGUUGUAAGUUAAAUAUAAAUUUAAUAUUAAAGAAUACUUUUUUACUUUCUCGUAUAUACGAAGUAUAGAGAAAGUAUUGUAAUCGUGCACAAAAAUCACUUAAAAUUUUAACAAUUAUCACCUGAUUACACCUCAGUCCUUCAUCACAUCCGAAGUAUAGAAGACUUAUUUUAAUCGGGCAAAAAUUAUCAAUCCAGAUUUAUCAAAAUUAAGAGGUUUUAUGCGUAAUCCAGUCUGAAAAACUGGGCUUUGCAAUUCUGUCCGUAUGUCUGUGUGUCUGUGUGUCUGUCCGUGUGUAAACACGAUAACUUAAGUACCGUUACAGCUAGGUUGAUGAAAUUUCAUAUAUAAGUAUUAUAUCAAAAUCGUAGAUCCGUAUCAACUUUUAAGCGAUUUCCGAUUACUGGAAGUGGUAUUUUUUCAACUUU
Physella acuta is the source of this 1703-nucleotide messenger RNA. RefSeq lists its product as uncharacterized. The record is from RefSeq and is a predicted model, not a curated record. Lineage: Eukaryota; Metazoa; Mollusca; Gastropoda; Physidae.